GAGGCGGCUCCCGAUGCGCUGUGGGCAUUUGGAGCUCGGCGCCAUUUCGCGUCUCUCCGGCGACUCUCGGCGGCCUCCGCGCGUCGUCGUUUUGUCGUCUCCCCUUCGUCUCGCCUCCGUCUCAUCUUCGUCUCUCCUCCUCUUCGCGAGCGUCGUUGACGACAAACGCGGCCAUCAUGUUGAAGUUCUUCGGCGGCGGCGGCGGCGGCAAGAGCAAGACGUCGGUGACGCCGCAGGAGGCGCUGCAGAAGCUGCGCGAGACGGAGGAGAUGCUCGCCAAGAAGCAGGAGUUCCUCGAGAAGAAGAUCGACACCGAGAUCGCCACGGCGCGAAAGAACGGCACCAAGAACAAGCGCGUCGCUCUCGCUGCGCUCAAGCGUAAGAAGCGCUACGAGAAGCAGCUGGCACAGAUCGACGGCACGCUGUCCACCAUCGAGUUCCAGCGCGAGGCACUCGAGAACGCCAACACCAACACCGAGGUGCUCAAGACGAUGGGCUUCGCCGCCAAGGCCAUGAAGAAUGCGCACCAGAACAUGGAUAUAGACAAGGUGGACGAGCUCAUGGGCGACAUCCACGAACAGCAGGAGUUGGCGCAGGAGAUCUCGGACGCCAUCUCCAAGCCCGUCGGCUUCGGGGACGACAUGGACGAGGACGAGCUCAUGGCCGAGCUGGAGGAACUGGAGCAAGAGGAGCUGGACAAGGAGCUUCUAGCAGUGGGCGGCAGCCAGCUCCCCAGUGUGCCCACCGCCUCGCUGCCAUCCCGGCCUGCAGCCACCAAGAAAAGGGAAGAGGAAGAUGAUGAUGACAUGAGGGAUUUGGCUGCCUGGGCCAACUGAGCCACCCCCUGCUCCCUCCACACCGUCCCAGGUCUCUUCCCAACCUUCCUCCUGGGCGCCACACCCCCACCCCCGCCCCUUCCUCCUGGGCAGGUUUCCCAAUUCCUAUGGGCAAGGAGGGCUCGGCUUGGCCCUUUGCAGCUCAACAACAGGGAGCGCGCGCAGACCGUGCACCGAACUGCGUCAACGCUAGUGGCGAGAGAUCACGGCGCGUGCUCUUACAAAAGAGAAGGGCCGUGGUGUGGAACACUUUUAACUUUUUGGCAUUGAAUCCUGUACCAUGCAUUUGUGUCGUGGUAUGAAUAUUUAAUUCACCGACCUUCACAAUCAAAAUAUGACUGUAGCCCUAUUAACUUGAUGCUUUUAACAUUCGGAAGCACGCCACCUACAUUUGCAGCCAGAAGCAAAAUGUUUCCCCCGAGUGCAGCGGCAAAGCAGAAGGUGUAAAGGCUUCUUAUACAAGAGGAAGUAGCAUGGUAAUUUCAGUGAUAAUUUUAAUCUAAUUGACCAAAUCCAAAUGCCCUGUUAAUGUGACCAUGAUCACCUAUUCUUAAGGCUGCUUACCACCAUCCAGCAUACAAAAAACAACCAACAAAAUUCAAAUUGCAGUUUCUAAGCCUGAAAAUGAGCCCAAAAACAUAUACCCUUGUAGGUGAAAAUACAGAUAAGCAUUGCGUGCCUUUGUUUCCCGGCGCCUUAAGCUAGAUUUUUGAGUGUUGUGUACAAAUGGCCAAGUAAUCCUGUGCUGGAAACUUUAUGCAUUUCCCCCAUAUAUGAGGCCAGGGGCCGUGAGACCAAGGCAAACAGGUUUGCCUAAAUUCUGUCACCAGAGUGUGGCCUGUCAAACAAAUUAGGUUUUGGAUUUACAUUGAGUGCCUGAAAUGCAGCAGCAUCUCAAGGCGCUGUACAAACCAUGGAAUGAUAAGGGUCAGUCGUGGGGAAAACCAAAGCAAAUUGGAAAAACAUCCUGUUGGGUUGCCCUGCACAAACACCACGAGGCCCACUGAAUGCAGUAAAGCAAGAUCACAAUUUAUUAUCCACUGUCAUGAUGGAUUGUGGGUAAUCGCCACAGUCCACCAUGGCGGAUGGCAAUGUAAAUAUUAGACAACAAGUCAAGGGCCUGGUGGAGAUUCUAUUUGCUACUAUAAGUUGUAUCCCGUGUGAGUCUGGUUUGUCUUUAUGGUUUGCUGCUAAAGUCAGGUGCUCAAUUGUGAUCGAUUCAAUCCCAAAUUGUUUUGAGUGCAACUUUGGUGUUUCUUGAAGAACAUUUCCAAGUUGCACCCAUUAACAUUCUUCAGCACUUUUGAAUUUGUCUAUGGCCGAGUCCAUUGCCAAUCCAACUUGAUCUUGUGACUCCAAAUUGUUCCCGAUUAAAUUCCUAGUACCUCUUUAUGUAAUUCCUAAGUUGCCUAUCAACGCUGUAUUUUUUUCCUAAUUAAAUUACGAGUUGCUCUCGCUUUCAUUGCGGGUGGUUUUCUAUUUAACUUAGUUGCUAGCUUAAUAAAUUACAACAUGAACUUUAUUUUCUUUAAGGUCGAAGUUGCUGUUGGUUUAACUACAAGUUGCACCAUGCACAUUUCUUUAAAAACAUUUUUACAGUUUAAUAUCAAAUUUCGAUUUAAAGCUUUCGUGACUGCAGGGAUUCAUCUUCUUGGUUCUUUCGGUAAAGUCACGUAGAAGGGAAGUAAUAAAAUAAUAAAAAUAAAACAUAAUAAAACAAUUAUAAAACAUAAUAAAACAACAAUUCUCACGACGUCGUGAGAAUUGUUUUAUUAUGUUUUAUUUUUAUUAUUUUAUUACUUCCCUUCUACGUGACUUUACCGAAAGAACCAAGAAGAUGAGUUUAAUAUCAAGUUGGUUCCAUUUUUAUUGAAGUGUGAUGGUGCCAAGCUGCUGCCCAGUGGGAGCUGAAGGGCCGUUCCGUACUCCGCCUGUAGUAGUUUCUCAACCCCUUCUCCCGUGCAUGAUAAUUAAUCACUCCUCCCACACCCCCCCGAGUUUCUUGCGGUCGCGAAGCUUGAUUGCUUGAUUGGAACUUUUCUGGUGAAGGGAGAGGCGGCACCGACCGCGGUUGCUUAUUAACGGAUGGUGUCGGAUCAAAUCAAUUUCUCGAUAAUGCAACGGUUUAAUUUAGUCCUGGGCUAUGGCAUUUAAAUCUGUAUAUAUGAAAUGUAUUUUUUUUCUUAUAAUUGCUGUUAUUGUUAGAUGUAUUUUGCUAUACGUACAUUUUGCAAUGUACAGCAGCAAAGCAUGUAUAUAGUUACUCUUUGUAAAUUAAUCUGAAUAAAAGUGUGCAACUUUA
Lethenteron reissneri (Far Eastern brook lamprey) is the source of this 3138-nucleotide messenger RNA. RefSeq names its product charged multivesicular body protein 4b-like. The record is from RefSeq and is a predicted model, not a curated record. Lineage: Eukaryota; Metazoa; Chordata; Hyperoartia; Petromyzontiformes; Petromyzontidae. Gene Ontology annotation, cellular component: ESCRT III complex; cytoplasmic side of plasma membrane; multivesicular body. Gene Ontology annotation, biological process: vesicle budding from membrane; late endosome to vacuole transport via multivesicular body sorting pathway.